AUGGAAGUGGAGGGGCGUCGGGGGGAGGGGGAUCAAGAGGAGGAGGGAGAACGGGAGCUCGAGCUUGUCGAUAGCUCCGAGCUCAAUGGGAGUCGAGUCGUCUGCCAUGAGGGGGGAGGAGGGGGGGGAGGGGGUGACGACACCGGCUUGAGGGCGGGUGCGGUCAAAGAGGGGGGAGGGACGACACCACCUGGAGGGGUGGUGUGGUCACGUUGCGCGCGGCUGCACCGUAGUACCCGCGGCUGCGCUUCGUCACGUGUGACUGCGCUUUGUCGCCCGCAGCUGCGCCGUCCGCCCGCGGCUGCGCCUUGGCGCCCGUGGCUGCACCGUGUCGCCCGCGGCAGCGCUGUCCGCCCUUAUCGCGGCGGUUUAGGUCACGACGAGCGCUCGUGUUCGUCGUGGCGGAUGCGCCCGUCCGCGGCUGUCGUGGCGCGUGCGCCCGUCCGCGGCUGUCGUGGCGCGUGCGCCCGUCCGCGGCUGUCGUGGCGCGUGCGCCCGUCCGCGGCUGUCGUGGCGCGUGCGCCCGUCCGCGGCUGUCGUGGCGCGUGCGCCCGUCCGCGGCUGUCGUGGCGAGUGCGCCCGUCCGCGGCUGUCGUAGCGCGUGCGCCCGUCCGCGGCUGUCGUGGCGCGUGCGCCCGUCCGCGGCUGUCGUGGCGCGUGCGCCCGUCCGCGGCUGUCGUGGCGCGUGCGCCCGUCCGCGGCUGUCGUGGCGCGUGCGCCUGUCCGCGGCUGUCGUGGCGAGUGCGCCCGUCCGCGGCUGUCGUAGCGCGUGCGCCCGUCCGCGGCUGUCGUGGCGCGUGCGCCCGUCCGCGGCUGUCGUGGCGCGUGCGCCCGUCCGCGGCUGUCGUGGCGCGUGCGCCCGUCCGCGGCUCACGUGGCGGAUGCGCCCGUCCGCGUUCGCCGUGGCGGAUGCGCCCGUCCUCGUUCGCCGUGGCGGAUGCGUCCGUCCGCGUUCGUCGUGGCGGAUCCGUCCGUCCGCGUUCGUCGUGGCGGAUGCGCCCGUCCGCGUUCGCCGUGGCGGAUCCGUCCGUCCGCGUUCGUCGUGGCGGAUGCGUCCGUCCGCGUUCGUCGUGGCGGAUGCGUCCGUCCGCGUUCGUCGUGGCGGAUGCGUCCGUCCGCGUUCGUCGUGGCGGAUGCGUCCGUCCGCGUUCGUCGUGGCGGAUGCGUCCGUCCGCGUUCGUCGUGGCGGAUGCGUCCGUCCGCGUUCGUCGUGGCGGAUGCUCCUGUCCGCGAUUUUAG
Closterium sp. Naga37s-1 is the source of this 1239-nucleotide messenger RNA. The record is from the annotation of a GenBank genome assembly. NCBI's taxonomy places the organism in Eukaryota, Viridiplantae, Streptophyta, Zygnematophyceae, Desmidiales, Closteriaceae.